AUGAAACCAAAGAAGAAUGAUCAUUUUACAGUUGUGAUGGCACCAGCACCAGACAAAUGCAGUAAGCCAGUAGAAACAUGGAAAUCCUGGAAAGAAAGCAAUAAAUCGGAGACAAGUAUUGGCGCGGUUCGCCAACAAAUCAAGAUCUUAUUUAAAGAAGUGGUCGUAAAAGACGAUAAGGAAACAAAACAAGGAGCUCUCAAAGCAAGCGAUGAAGCCGUAAAGGGGACAUCGGACGGUGCGCAGUUUCUUCACUUCUGGUGUAUCCACGGAUAUCCGUCAGAAUAAGCAAAUAAGGAGAAAAAGCUCAAGAAAAAGGAAGCAACAAGGACUGAAAAGCAGAGGUCAAAGAAAGUUGAGAAAGAAGAAGAGGGAGAAGAGGUAAAAGAGAAAGAAGCGAAGAAGAGCGAAAAGAAGGAGGACGAAGAAAAGGAACAGGGUAAGUCAAAGCAAGAAGAUUCUAAGAAAUCAGCAAAAGACGAGGAAGACGAAGAGGAGGGAGACGAGGAGGAAGACGAGGAGGAAGAAGAGGACCGAGAGGAAAAGCGCACUAGAGUAAACGAAGGAAGUUUAUACGGAAUAGUUAAAAAGAAGGAUGGUGAGGAUGCGGAAGAUGGAAAUGAGUGA
This is a messenger RNA of Gongylonema pulchrum, 627 nucleotides long. Lineage: Eukaryota; Metazoa; Nematoda; Chromadorea; Rhabditida; Gongylonematidae. The record is from the annotation of a GenBank genome assembly.